ACACCAUGAAAACAACUACUUCUAUCCAAGCAACAAAACCUCUUAUCUACAAAUCCUUCUUACUCUCUCUUUUCCUUUCUCUUAUUUUCAUAAUCUUUCUCUUCACUGAUCAACUUCUAUCUCUUCACAAUCAACACAUCAAAUCCACCAUUAAUAUUGUUCCCCAGACGUCGAGUCUUCAAAGCCAUGCCAACCUCAGAAUGCGUCAGGGUUUCAACACCUAUGAUUCAUAUCUAAAGCACCAACUAAACAAAACCCUGAAUCCAAAACUGAGAAACUUAUGGGUAACAAGGGACUGGGAACGUAAAAUCAAAGUAUUCUCCAAAUUCUUCAACAAACUGAAAAACCAAAAUCUCCUCGCCAACAAUUCUAAAUCGCUAUGCAUCGGUGCUCGAGUCGGACAAGAAGUUGCCGCGUUAAAACUUGUCGGUGUUUCCCACUCGGUUGGUAUUGAUUUAGUUCCAUUUCCACCAUUAGUUGUACAAGGAGAUUUUCAUGACCAACCAUUCAAGAAUUCUACAUUUGAUUUCGAGUUCUCAAACGUGUUUGAUCAUGCAUUAUAUCCGAGUAAAUUUGUGGGUGAGAUCGAACGGACGUUAAAGCCUGGUGGCAUUUGUGUUCUACACGUGGCGGUAUCUAAACGGGGUGAUAAAUAUUCAGCUAAUGAUCUAUUUAAUGUUGAUGGAUUAGUUGGUUUGUUUAAGGUUUGUGAUGUUGUGCAUGUUAUAAAAGUUGAUGGGUUUGGUUUAGACACCGAAAUUGUUCUGAGGAAAAGAAAAUCAUAA
This is a messenger RNA of Papaver somniferum (opium poppy), 785 nucleotides long. RefSeq lists its product as uncharacterized. The transcript has a single exon. Gene Ontology annotation, molecular function: S-adenosylmethionine-dependent methyltransferase activity. The coding region runs from base 6 to 785 and encodes 259 amino acids. Lineage: Eukaryota; Viridiplantae; Streptophyta; Magnoliopsida; Ranunculales; Papaveraceae. The record is from RefSeq and is a predicted model, not a curated record.